Molecule: messenger RNA, 399 nt
Organism: Phycomyces blakesleeanus NRRL 1555(-)
Lineage: Eukaryota; Fungi; Mucoromycota; Mucoromycetes; Mucorales; Phycomycetaceae
Exons: 4
Coding region: 1-399 (132 amino acids)
Source: RefSeq, a predicted model, not a curated record
AUGCAAGAAACACUUUUUGCUUUGCAAAAAGGCCAGGAAGAACUCCAGAUUGGACAAGACGCACUCAAGAAAGAUAUGAAUGGCCAAGACAACCCAGAGCCGACAAUAGUACAUAAUAAUCUUGGUGGAGCAAUUCCAAGACCAGUACCAAAUAUCAAAGAUAUAACUUUGGUACAUAUCUACAGAAUGCUGAGCCACGAUCUUGGGGUUGAGCUGGAUAAAAAAAACAAGGCAAUCCUUCACACUUGUACAGGCCUUGUCUGCGAUGAGCUGGCCAUUAUUCCUUCUGUGCAAGCUCUAGGACAAUAUCCAAACUGGAACUUUACCAGAUGCCACAAAAACUGGGCAUCUGUUGCAAAGGUCAGCCAAUUAUGGAAAAACUGUAAAAAGCGACAGUAG